UACUGUAUCUUUACCGUUACUCGCAGAACAAACGUCCACGGACAGCACUAUUUGCGCCGAGGAGGAAGCGUGCAGCCUGUAAAGCGGCACUGCGGCAUCGCCGUAUCACUGCGCCCCGGUCUCCCUUCUCCGGGAUCCUGAAGCUCGGAUCUGGGGAGAGGAGGAGGAGAUACCCUAUGGUUUUCCUUCGCGGGAUUUAUUUUGCCAGCUCCAAACCUUCUUGUGCUUUAUCUUUAUUUUUUCUUUAGUGACUGAAGGCCUUCAACUUGUCCGGACGGUCCCUCCCCACUCGCAAGGGAGCGUGAGUUUGCUGACCUUGGGUAAGAGCAGUUCCUGGAGAAGAAAGAUGUGGCGGCACCUGCUCAUCUCAUCACGGCGGGGCACGUUCACUGAGCAGACAUUUGCUUUAACUUGAAAAGUCCUUCCCCUGGCAAAAUCGACAGCUUGGCGAUAACGUGUUUAAUAGAUCAUUUUACACCUCCGCUGUAGGAUUUGAUGGACUGCCUUUGGGGAUCUUUUCGUGAAGCCUAGCUGGGUUCACGGAGUCAGUGCGCUUUUGAGUUUCCCAUAAAAGGCUUCAUCUGUUGGAUAUUAUGAUUACCUUGGAUCUAUCCCACUGAUAACAUUCUCUUGGAUAUUGUGGAGAUUCUCCUCAAGGGGGUCUUUGCCCAAGUGGAGGUUUAGCAGUGCCGCGUUGGGCCCUCGAAGGCUUUGAUUCCCGGUUAACAGGAGGGUUUAUUUGGAUGCUUCCAAUGAAGGACAUGGAUGGCCCUCGAUCUAGUGGUCUCCGGAAGAAGAGGAAGUCGAGGUCCGAGAGGGAUCGGGAGAGGAGAUCAAAUGGGAUACAGAACAACCACGUGAAGGGCUCCGUGUUUCGCUUCUCCUCUGACUCAGAGCGGGAGGGUGACAGGGAGCCCUCGUCGUCCCGACCUCGACCUCCACGAAGAAAGCGGAAGGAGUCUACUUCUGCCGAAGAGGACAUCAUUGACGGCUUUUCCAUCACAGGGUUCGUGACCCUCGAGGCCCUGGAGAAGAACAUGACGCUAAAGCCUCAGGAAGGCAGAGACAACCAGGCAGGAUCCCUGCAUAAGAAAACCCCUUCUAGGGUUCCCAAUGGCCUGAGCCUGGAGCCCUGCAGGAACAAUUUCCACCACCAGUCCUCAGACCAGGAGAACAACCCCCGCUUGGCUCACUCGCAAGGGAAAAAGAAGAAGCACCUGAACAAGAAACACACGAUGCUGAAGCCAGGGCAGAACAACUGUAAGGACAGCGACAGUGAGAGUGUAAGCGAAGAGUCCAAGCCUUCCUUCAGGAGCAGCUCCAGAGACAGACUGACAGACUGCGACACUGAGAGUGACCAGGACGACAAGGAUUUCAAUGACAUUUAA
This is a messenger RNA of Maylandia zebra (zebra mbuna), 1388 nucleotides long. Lineage: Eukaryota; Metazoa; Chordata; Actinopteri; Cichliformes; Cichlidae. The record is from RefSeq and is a predicted model, not a curated record.